This is a messenger RNA of Histoplasma capsulatum G186AR, 2810 nucleotides long. RefSeq lists its product as uncharacterized. NCBI's taxonomy places the organism in Eukaryota, Fungi, Ascomycota, Eurotiomycetes, Onygenales, Ajellomycetaceae. The record is from RefSeq and is a predicted model, not a curated record. The transcript is spliced from 4 exons. Bases 1 to 2595 code for a protein of 864 amino acids. Gene Ontology annotation, cellular component: plasma membrane. Gene Ontology annotation, molecular function: calcium-activated cation channel activity.
AUGUUAUCCUCAUUGCUAUCUGUGACCGCGACUACCACAGUCUCUUCGGCCCUGUCCCUCGCGACAGGGAAAAAUAGUUCCGGCGAUGGUGGCGGGGAUGGCGAGCAUAAAUUCCAGGAUCAGACCAAGGGUCAGCGUGACCUGUUGACGCAGGUUAUCGUCAGCUGCACUGUUGGGUUUCUUGCAUUUAUGGGCUUUUGUAUCCUUCGACCGAAGUGGAGAGAACUAUAUGCUGCGCGGAGGAGGCUGAGAACGGCCGCGUCAAGAUUGCCUGAAUUGCCGGAUACGUUGUUUGGCUGGAUCCCGAUCGUCCAUAAGAUUUCGGACGAUGAGGUUCUCGCAUCGGCUGGACUAGAUGCGUUUGUGUUUUUGUCAUUUUAUACGUACGCCAUUAAAUUCUUGAGGGUGGUGUUCUUUUUCACUCUUGCGGUCAUCCUCCCGAUACACUAUAUAUAUACGAAUAAAUAUGGCUAUCCUUGGGACAUGCCGGAGGAUCAUAAAGAUGAUCCACAAAAGUCGAAGGCCAACCCGACAUACCUAUGGAUGCAUGUUGUGUUCGCCUAUAUUUUCACCGGCAUUGGAAUAUCCUUUCUCAUCGAUCACACGAAUAAAAUCAUCCAGAUCCGCCAGCGAUGCCUAGGUGCCCAAACGACGCUUACGGAUAGGACGCUUCGUUUGUCGGGGAUUCCUCCCGAAUUACGCUCCGAGGAAAAGAUUAGGCAGUGCAUCGAACAGUUCCAGAUUGGGAAAGUGGAUCAGGUUAUGCUCUGCCAGGACUGGAGCGAGCUGGAUGGCCUGAUGGAAGCGAGAAAGAAUAUUCUCCAGAAAUUGGAAGAAGCAUGGACUAAACAUGUUGGUUAUCGAUGGCAGAGGUCCGAUACCAGGGGAAACGCCUUACCGCUUGUUCAAACCGACCGGAUGGCAGCAACCUUCGACUCGAACGAAAACAGCGAGCGGUCCCGCCUGCUUUCCGCCGAGGAAUCUGCGCGAGCUCAUGUGUCUAGCUAUAACCUCAAGCGACCCACAACCCGCAUCUGGUAUGGCCCGUUAAACCUGCGGUUCAAAACAAUCGACGCAAUUGAUUUCUAUGAGGAAAAGCUGCGGCAACUCGACGAGAGAAUUGAGGAGAUUCGCAAAAAGGAAUGUGAGCCUAUACCUCUCGCUUUCGUCACCAUGGAGUCCAUUGCUGCUUGCCAGAUGGCUGUUCAGGCUAUUCUCGACCCUUGGCCCAUGCAACUGGUUGCGAACUUAGCACCUGCUCCUGCAGACGUUGUUUGGCAACACACAUACCUGUCUCGGCGUAGCCGGAUGCUGCGAGGCUGGUCUAUCACAUUGCUCAUUGGGGUACUCACCGUGUUCUGGUCUGUGCUCCUGAUCCCGCUUGCCUACCUGCUCAAUUUGGAGACCAUUGAAAAGGUGAUUCCGAGUCUUGCGGAUUUUCUUUCACGACAUGCCAUAGCCAAAUCUCUUGUGCAAACCGGUUUGCCUACCCUCAUUCUUUCCCUAAUGACAAUUGCCGUUCCAUUUAUUUAUGAUUGGCUGGGCAACCUUCAAGGCAUGACAUCUCAGGGAGACGUCGAGUUAUCUCUUAUCUCUAAGAAUUUCUUCUUUACGUUUUUCAACCUCUUCCUCGUCUUCACGGUCUUUGCAACUGCCUCCAACUUCUACCGAUUCUUCGAAAACCUCCGCGAUGUCUUGAGAGAUACGACCACGAUUGCCUUAGCUCUCGCUCGCUCUUUGGAAACGCUUGCCCCCUUCUACACCAACCUGAUCGUCCUCCAGGGCUUAGGGCUUUUCCCCUUCCGUCUUCUCGAAUUUGGCAGUGUGUUUCUUUAUCCAUUCCAACGCUUUAGCGCGCGCACACCCCGCGACUACGCCGGCCUCGACAAGCCCCCCACGUUCAGCUACGGCCUUGCGCUCCCACAAACAAUCCUCAUCUUCAUAAUCACUGUCGUGUACAGUGUCUUCCCCAGCUCGUACAUCGUCUGCCUCUUCGGCCUCAUCUACUUCUCCAUCGGCCGCUUCAUCUACAAAUACCAACUGCUCUACGCCAUGGAUCACCAGCAACACAGCACCGGCCGCGCAUGGCCCAUGAUUUGCUCUCGCGUCAUUCUAGGCUUCAUCGUCUUCCAACUGGCCAUCAUCGGUACUCUUGCGCUCCGAACCGCCGUCACACGCUCCAUCCUCGUCGUCCCCUUACUCGUCGGAACAGUCUGGUUCUUUUACUUCUUCUCUCGCACCUACGACCCGCUCAUGAAAUUCAUAGCGCUACGCUCCAUCGACCGCUCCCACGCUACGGUUGAUCAGGAUGAAGUACUCACACCUAAUUUAACAAUUUACCCGGCUUCACAGUGGGAUCGAGAUGCUGUCCCUCUCCGUUUCCGCGGUCAGGACCUUGCGUCCAAGUUGAAGAAGUAUGUCAAUCCAAAUUUGGUCGUGCCUCUUGACGAACCGUGGAUUCCGGGACGGGCAGCCGCGCAUGCGAUUAUUAAUUCUCCUGAUACGGGUGGUGAUACUGUCACCGAAAGUAGUCACCAUGAUAACACUGGUACACGGACGAAUGGGAACGGGAUCCGGAGGAAUAUGGGGCACUAAAUCUCUUGAUUUGAAUAGAAGGUUAUUGUCUAUACAUACAUAUACGUACCUAAGUACAUCGACUAUAUAGAAUCGGACUUGUGAUCAGGAUCACUGGGCGACGAGAACCGAAGCUGAUAUUGGGAUUGGAUCGGUAUUAUUUAUCUUUAUGCUUGAGAUUUUAGAGCUGGUGUUAGGUAUGACGGUUUUUGAUAUCAUUUUCCUUUUUCUCCUUU